Dovyalis caffra is the source of this 492-nucleotide messenger RNA. Lineage: Eukaryota; Viridiplantae; Streptophyta; Magnoliopsida; Malpighiales; Salicaceae. The record is from the annotation of a GenBank genome assembly.
AUGAUCCGAUUGUGGAAUGUUAUGCUUCAUCUGCUUGGACUUUGUUUUGAUUAUGUAAGUUUUCUUGGCGCUGCAGAUGCCGUCAUGGAGGAGAGAGAGGGUUUCGGUAAUGGCGUUGAGUUGGUGAAAUCUGUCUCUGAGAAGCACAUUGAUCUCCUCAGGCCGUCUGCUCGAUACUAUACAGCAUCAAAGGGGCAACCAACAGAUUAUGCAGAUGGAGAGAAGGGAAAAUAUACUCUUAUUAGAGAUCCUGAGGAUUUUCAAGGGAUUUAUGACAAGCCCCUUCCUUGCUUUGGCUGUGGGAUAGGAUGGUUUUCUUUUCUUUUGGGAUUUGUGUUCCCAUUGAUGUGGUAUUAUGGCACAUUUCUUUACUUUGGAAAUUACUUCAGAAAGGAUCCAAGGGAGCGUGCUGGCCUUGCUGCUGCUGCAAUAGCUGCAAUGGCGUUUUCUGUCGUGCUGAUGGUCAUUGUAGCUUAUUGUUCUCUAUUUUAG